AUGGUCUUCGCUCUUGAUACAGCCACAGAAGCCGAUGCUCCUCGCAUCGCCGAUAUUCACAUGGCGGCAUUUCACACCAACGGCAUGCUGCUGGCCCAGUUUCCCACGCCGGCCGUGCGAAAGGGUCUAUGGACGUCGCUCGUCGACAAAGUCGUCAAGGAGAUUCGAGAUCCGCAAUGGGAGGUACUAGUAGCUAGAGAGGCUGAUGAUCGAGUUGUCAGCUUUGCCAAAUGGUGUCUUCCCCUUUCUGAGUCGACGGUAUAUGAGGAAGAGCCAUGGGUAUGGCCCGAGGGCACCAAUAUGGCUAUUUUGAACGCUUGGGUAAAGAAGGUCGAGCAGGCAGCGAAGGAAAUAAUGGGGAAAACACCAUGUUAUCGCCUCAGCUUUAUUGCGACGGACCCAUCUUAUGCCCUGCGCGGAGCAGGGUCCCUGUUGGUCAACUGGGGAAUUGAGCGUAGCAAGGAAGAGAACAUUCCUAUUGCCUUGGAAAGCACGCUGGAUGCUGUACCAUUCUACCAGAGAUUGGGGUUUCAAACAGAGGCGCGUAUUUCCAUGCCCCUGGAAGGCAUCGGAAAGGAUGUCCUUGCUGAGAUGCCAUGGAAUGUGGUCAUGGUCUGGGAGAAUGGGAACCAGGUCAUAUCGUCGUUGAAAAACGUGACAGCGCAUAUCCAGGUAUCGCCGCGUCGACGGCACAGAGCCUGGCUACAUCCUCAGCACAAACGGGCACCGCAACGUGCUGUACCCCCCCAGGUUCAAGUUCCAUAUGGUCGCUUGGAAAUGAACACCAUCCCAGGCUUUGAACAAUUUGGGCUGAAUGACCAAGAAGAGUACACUGGCCACACAUUUCUUUCCCACACACUGCCGGGUAGGGAGCGUCUUGCCCAACUCCUCGACCAGUCUUGA
This is a messenger RNA of Aspergillus fumigatus Af293, 903 nucleotides long. RefSeq names its product putative GNAT family acetyltransferase. The record is from RefSeq and is a predicted model, not a curated record. NCBI's taxonomy places the organism in Eukaryota, Fungi, Ascomycota, Eurotiomycetes, Eurotiales, Aspergillaceae. The coding region runs from base 1 to 903 and encodes 300 amino acids. Gene Ontology annotation, molecular function: acyltransferase activity, transferring groups other than amino-acyl groups. The transcript has 3 exons.